Messenger RNA from Paramecium tetraurelia, 1524 nucleotides. RefSeq lists its product as uncharacterized. Gene Ontology annotation, biological process: protein autophosphorylation; peptidyl-serine phosphorylation; intracellular signal transduction. The record is from RefSeq and is a predicted model, not a curated record. Gene Ontology annotation, molecular function: ATP binding; calcium/calmodulin-dependent protein kinase activity; calmodulin binding. Gene Ontology annotation, cellular component: nucleus; cytoplasm. The transcript has 3 exons. NCBI's taxonomy places the organism in Eukaryota, Ciliophora, Oligohymenophorea, Peniculida, Parameciidae.
AUGAGAGUAGUCUCAUUUUAGAGCGUGUUCGCAGAAACCCUUCCGAGCAUAUCAGUGUUCUGGCAACCAGAUAAUAGUCCUAGAGAAUCUCAAUUAACUAUAUUAUAAGGUUAACUUUUAUUUAAAAAUGAAAAUGACUCUUGGGAAAGUUAUUUAUUCGAACUCUAACCUGAUCGAAUGUUUCGUUUUAUUGGAGAUCAGACUGAUUGCUGUUAUUUAAGGGGCUGUUUUUUGAAAAAGUUUAACCAUUAUGAUGCUUAAUAUCCUUCUUAUAAAUAUGGGUUCAGAUUACAAAUGGGAUAAUACUUGGCUUUUUUUGUGACGGAUGUGUUAGAUUAGUUUAAGAAGUGGUUUAUGAUGUUGAAAAGAUUUUGCAUACUGGAAAAAUUUACUAGAAAAUACAGGGUGAUAGCAUAGUUAAGAUAUAAUGAUCCAAUAUUUUAACAAGUGUGCUUUAAUUGUGUUAGAUUGUCAGAUGCAUAAUACUAUUUAGUUAAAAUUAUAAACAAAGAAAUGUAACCGCAACAGAAGAGUAUGAUGUUCAAAGAGUUAAUGCAUUUAAGAAGAUUAAACCAUCCUUAAUUGAUGAGGCUGAUUGAAAUAUAUGAAGAUGAGAUGAAUAUCUAUUAAGUUUUCGAUCCAUAUAUGGGUGGAGAUCUAAGGUAGCAUUUAAGAGAAACUCAAUUAGCUUAGGAAGUGGGCGGUUAGGUGGAGGAAAAAGUAUUGGCUGACAUGAUGUAUGGAUUGAUAGGAGCCAUAACACAUAUGCAUCAGAGAGGGGUGUUUCAUAGGGAUAUCAAAUUGGAGAAUUUAUUCGUGCCAGAAAACAAAAGGUUGCCAUUUGUUUUACUGUCGAAUUUUUGUUAUUCGGAAUCAUUUAAAUUAAAUGGUCAAAAUUAAGGCAGUUAUAAGAAAUGCGGAACUCCAGGCUAUGUGGCUCCUGAAAUAUUUAGAUCUAGGAAUUAUGAUUAGAAAAUUGAUGUGUUCAGUCUUGGAAUUGUAUUUUACAUUUUAGUUUUCGGAAAAAUGCCCUUUGAAGGAUUGGAUUAGGAUGAAAUUUUAAGGGCAAACGAAAGAUGUGAAAUAGACUUUAAAGCUGAAAAGAGAUUAUGCAAGAAUCUAUCUUAAUCUGGGAUGGAUAUGAUGAAAAAAAUGUUAAACAGAGAACCAACUCAAAGAUUCACAUCUGCUUAAUGUUUGAAUCAUCAUUGGUUUAUCAAGAUGAAAUGCAAAGAUGAAACCAAGCCCAGAAAUCAAUUUCAGUAAUAACGAAGUCUCUCGACAAUCAUUGAAAAUUCUGAGAUGGAAUUAACCCAAAGUUUCAUUCGUCCUUUCAAAGAAUCAAGUUAAUAUAUGCAAUCGAAAAAGAAUCUCCCUACUCAAGGUGUUCGAAAAAACUAAUAGAAACAAGACACAAUUGAAAAAAUAGAUAAGGAAUUCAUUUAUGACACUUUGGAGGGGAAAAUGAACUAUAUAAAUUAAGAGAGUUUUCUGAAAGCUCCAUCAAAGAUAAAUCAUCAUUGA